Molecule: messenger RNA, 2856 nt
Organism: Prorocentrum cordatum
Lineage: Eukaryota; Dinophyceae; Prorocentrales; Prorocentraceae
Source: the annotation of a GenBank genome assembly
AUGACCCGUCAGAAGUCGGCCAAUGGCGCGAAGACCCAGAAAGCGACUUACACCACGUGCAUCUCCUGUGGCAAUUGGGCGUGGGAUUGGCGCCUGCGUAAGCAGCAUGGGAAGUGUAAGGUCUGUGGCUCCCACGUCUCGGGCUUUGAGAACGAGCCGUGGAUCCGCUCGCAGCACACCCGUGCCCCGUGGGACCAUGCUGACCAGUCUGCGUGGUCGGCUCCAGCAUGGGCUCCUCCGUCCAAGGAUUGGCCCUCGCUCCCGCCCAAGGCGGAGCCCGCUCAGCUCUUGCAGCAGUAUCUCAAGGUGGCUGGUCUCUCCUCGGAUUCGACGGCGCUGCAGCUCGCUCACCAGUUCGAGGAGGCGGCGGAGCGUAUUAAGCCCAAGCCCAAAGCCAAGUGCCCAUAUGUUGUCCUGCGCGAGGCCACCUCUCUCUGUGCCCAGACGCAGGCCAAGCUCGCCAAGGCGUCCAAGCAGCUCCUCUCGGCCGAGGCCUGGUUGGAGGAGUGCAAGGGGCGCCAGCUGGCCGCGGCUGAUGAGCUCUUCGAGGCGGACCAGGCCCGCUUGGUCGCCCAAGAGGCCACGCAGAGCGGCGGCGCAGGCGUCAAGACUGAGACUGCUGCCGCUGAAGGUGGCGAGGCGACCCCUCACUUCGGCGUCGACCCCCAGCUCUUCCAGGACUUGGAUGACUAUGAGGGGGACAAGCAGAAGCUGUUGCAGUUCCAACGGGAGCUUGAUGACAUCGCGACACAGGACAAGGCCCGCGAGCAGCAGUUCAAGGAGCUGCUCGCCUCUGCCAAGCAGGCCUUGCGUGCUCCUCGCAAGAGGCGCCGCGCAGAUGGCGGCCAGGCCAAGGCUGAUGAGGCAGAGGGCGCGGCUGCGGAGGCGACCCCAGGCGCGGCUGCAGCCGAUGGCAGUGGCGGCGGCGCUGGCUCCCAGGACCAGCCGUCCGCUGAGGAGCGCGCCAGGUUGCUGCCCCUGGCCGCGACGCUCCUGCUGAGCCGGCUGCCGUGCACGAGCGCGGGUGGCAUGGGCGCCUCUUCAGGCGAUGCCACGGUGUUCUACUCCAGCAUCACAGAGUGGGGCCCUCAGGCCCGACGGUUCCUCACGGAGAAGUAUUAUGACCAUUCAGUUGUGGCGCUGGCGGAGACCCACCAAGGGGCCAAUGCCUUGCCGCAGCUGGAGACCGACCUCGAGAAGGCCUGGAGUUUCGCGGCAUCAACAAAUGACAUCAUGGUCGCGCUGGCGUCUUUCACUCGGGCCCUUGCCGACCCGCGGCUGGCGGUGGCGGACUGGAAUUGUGAGCCGCCCAGUCUCGUUGCCAGCGGAUGGGCCCCACAGCUGCAGGCACGCCUGGAGGUCCCGCAGAAUUGUAAAGCGACUUGUGGCAAGGGCCCAGGCCGCUUGUAUGACUAUGUGCUCGCCAGCUACACCUGCCCUGAUAUCUCCUUGCAGGCUGUGCAGAGCGCCCCUUGGAAGACGCACUGUGGUGCCUUGAUCACCACCAAGGGCGCGCGUAAGGAGCGCUGGGUCUCGAAGUUGGACGCCUACUUCGGCAAGAAGACCACGCUUGAGUUGGCUGCGGCGUGGGUUGCGGAUGCUGCCAUCCUGGAGGAGCUGGGGGAUGGCGCGCUGGACCAUUUCGCGCAGCUGGCUCAGCGCUGGUCGGACUGGGCCCCGACACGGGCAAUGAUGGCCUCCAGGGCUAGCUUCAUGGCUUCGGUGCGCGAGCAGUGGCGAGUCAAACCAGGCUUAGUGCAUCGCCAUGUCAAGCCAGAUCCUCCACCUGAAUGGGAGGGUGCUGGCCCCGACGGCUGCCCCACCAGCCACCCUCAUCUCCUGUUGGAGGGCAAGCGCCAGCAUUGGUCUGGGAUCUGGCGCGAGCAGGUGGACACUCAAGAGGACCUCCACUACUGGCUGGACCAGUUGCACUCAGACGCCUUGGAGGAAGCGUUGCCGCCCUUUGAGCUUGACCAGCUCACCUCCACCCUGCGGGCCAUGCCAUCGAAUAAGGCUCAGGGAGUUGAUGCUCUAGGGCCGAACGAUGCGCUGCGUCUUCCAGACGUUGGGCGCCGCGCUCUGGUGAACCUCUUAAAUGAGAUUGAACUUUCAGGGGUGUGGCCUGAAGAGCUCAUGACGGCGCUCGGCGCAUCCAUCCCAAAGGAGGCGGGCGGCCACCGUGUUCUUGGUCUGAUGCCCCACACGGCCAACCUGUGGAGCAGGACGGAAAGUGCUCGAACCACGGUGAUUGGAGAUAUGAAGUCGGCCGCUCAGUCCAUUGCUCAGUUGUUCAAGGACAACCGUCUGACGAUCUCCGACAAGACUAAGCUGGUUGCCAGCGAUGAUGCGCUGGGCUCGUCUCUGGUCACCUCCCUGAAGAGCAUGGGCAUUCCCGUCACCCUCACCCCGUCGGCUGUCGACCUGGGAGUUGACGCAGCCGGGCAGGCGUGCUACCCUCUGCUACUUAUGGCCAUCAAGCUCAUGGGCUUCGACGUGACGUUCUUACUGAAUGGUUUCGGAUGUGGAUUGCGCACCCGUACUUGCAUGUACGCACUGCUCGUGUCUGGCCUCGUGUUCGUGCUGGGCUGGGUGAUCGCGUCCGCUGGCGUGGAGUCCGUGGGCGCUGAGGGGCCAGAGGACUACACGUUCCUCUCUUUCGGCGAGGCUGGCUACAGUGACACCGUCUUGGAGGAUUUCAACGAGCUCUUGGCGGACCUUGAGCACGACUGCCGCGCUGCUGCCCGGCGCUUGGCUGCCAAGCAUCCUGAUGGUGAACAGCUCGCUGGCGGAGCAGAUCUGCAUGGGAUACAGCGUGAAUUGGAUGCCUUCGCCAAGAAGGGCGCCAUGGACAUGUAG